AUGGAGACGGCGGUUAACGGACUACCGGAGGUAGCAUUAAAUGGCGGCACGGACUCGCCGAUUCCCGCCAAUCUUUUUGCAAAAUCGCCAUCAGAGUGCUCUACAAAAAGCGACUUCGACCUGGCGGAACGUCUCGUUCCGGUGCGAUCACCUUUCACCAAUCCUUGCCCCUCACCGCUGAUGAUGGGACUUGCUCCCACUUUGGGUGCUCCUCUCGAUUCUGAAGGCUCAUCCCGUUCCUCUGUCGAGCUCCAACAGCAACAACCCAGGGUUCUCCUCGAGGCAAACAGGAGUUUUAGAGAAUCCCGAAGCCACGAUCGUACCUCGAAUGGCUCCUCGUCAAGCGAAGACGAAUCCUUUGCCGACGCCGAGCGACCAAGUUCGAGGAGGUCAAGCCAGGGACAGCACCAAAUCAGCCAUCUCCGAAUCGCGAACGCUGCUCGUGGGCGGUUAGCAAACAUUCGGAGGGAAUCGUCCUGCUCGGUGGAUAGUGAGAUCUCCCACGAGCGCCUCUUCAAAACGAGCCAAAAAGUCAGUCAGCAAUGGGACGAUUUUAGCAUCGAGCCGGAACGACCGGAAAGUGCUGGAUCCGCACAUCGUAGAAAUACGCUUUCCGAGCCGAUCUCGGUGUCGAUAAUGAACGCCUUUAUGCCGCAUUCUUGUUCGCCGAGUCCGACUCGAUUUGAGGGAGGGAAGCAAUGCUACUCUCCAUCCACACACAGUUUUGUGAGGUCAAACAUUCCAUAUUCUCCAAGCCCGAGCCCGACGAGGAGUCCGACUCGACAACGAUGGAUUCAAGACAAGCUCCGAUCUGCUUCACCAUCUCCUAUCGCCACGCCAUCAAGAGCUGCGAUGAAACGACGAGCCAACGAGCUUGGAAAUGGCUCCGAUUAUACGGAAUAUAAGAAGAUGGCGUAUCCGAGAGGAGCUACAAGCCCGCUAGUCGUCGGCGAGAAGCCGUUCCCAUUCCCAGUGGCAAUCGACUUUACUCAACCGAGCACGUCCAUGCUUUUUGCGCAUCCUAAGCGACCGGAGCUUCAUCGCCGGAUUUCGAUGGAGUCACCUUCACAUCGGGACCCGGAAACUCCAAUGGAUGAGGGGUUGGACUCCUCGGAUCCGUUUGCGAGGCCGUUGUCUAAUGAAAGCGCCCUCACUGACCCGAACCCUGGCUCAAUGUCGAUGGCCAGUGGAUUGGACACGAACCCACCCACACCCCUUUCUUCCGUUUCCGGAUUCGGUGAACCACCCUCUGCUUCUGAGCUCGACGCCAGCAUGAAUGAGAUCCUCGAGACGUCCGAAGCCAACUCCGAAGUCAGCGAACUGUUAGCCAUGCCGGAUCCGGACCUGCCGGAAAUGGGAUCAAUACCCGAGGAACCGCUGCCAAUUUCUGAUCCGGCGAUUGGCUCGAGUACUGACGGCAAUCCGACCGCG
Mesorhabditis spiculigera is the source of this 1431-nucleotide messenger RNA. The record is from the annotation of a GenBank genome assembly. NCBI's taxonomy places the organism in Eukaryota, Metazoa, Nematoda, Chromadorea, Rhabditida, Rhabditidae.